Molecule: messenger RNA, 4215 nt
Organism: Andrographis paniculata
Lineage: Eukaryota; Viridiplantae; Streptophyta; Magnoliopsida; Lamiales; Acanthaceae
Product: lysine--tRNA ligase-like
Exons: 19
Coding region: 146-1861 (571 amino acids)
Biological process (GO): lysyl-tRNA aminoacylation
Cellular component (GO): cytosol; cytoplasm
Molecular function (GO): ATP binding; tRNA binding; lysine-tRNA ligase activity
Source: RefSeq, a predicted model, not a curated record
AUUACUUCGUAUCUAUCUAUGGCGUUUGGCUGAUAUUCAAGUCUGAAUUGGCACAGGAAUUAGGGUUUGUACUGGGAAUUAGCUUUCACCGUCGUCGUCGCCGUUGUCGUUGUCGUCGGCAGCCCCUCAUCUCCAGCUUAAAAAAAUGGCCUCUGCCAAGACGAAAGCACAAGCGAAGAAAUCUGCAGCAGCAGAAGAUGAAGGCAUGGAUCCCACGCAAUAUUACGAGAAUAGACUGAGGAGCCUUGCAACUCAGAAAGAAGUUGGGAUUAAUCCAUAUCCUCACAAGUUUGAAGCGAAAUCAACGAUCCCUGAAUAUGUAAAGAGAUAUGAAAGUUUAAAUAGUGGCGAUCAUCUUGAGGAUGUUGAAGAAUGGAUAGCUGGACGGCUUAUGAACAAGAGAUCGUCAUCGUCGAAGCUGUUUUUUUAUGAUCUGCACAGUGGUGGUGCAAAAGUGCAGGUUAUGGCUGACGCAAGGAAAUCGGAUCUGACCGAAGAAGAAUUUACUAAAUUUCAUUCUUCUGUGAAGCGAGGAGAUAUUGUUGGGAUCAUCGGGUUCCCAGGAAAAAGUAAAAGGGGAGAGCUUAGUAUUUUUCCAAAGACCUUUAUAGUGCUUUCCCACUGCCUUCACAUGAUGCCACGUCAAAAAAUUGCUCCCGGAGCAGACAAUGCUAAAAUAACUGAUGUUUGGGCUCCAGGAAGUGGGAGGAAUUUGGAUUCUUAUAUAUUGAAGGAUCAGGAAACACGCUAUAGACAACGAUAUUUGGAUUUAAUGCUGAACUCAGAGGUUCGAGAGAUAUUCAAGACGAGGUCAAAGAUUAUUUCUUACGUAAGACAAUUUCUCGAUAGGCGAGACUUUCUGGAGGUUGAAACACCCAUGAUGAACAUGAUUGCGGGGGGAGCUGCUGCUCGGCCUUUUGUGACUCAUCACAAUGAAUUGAAUAUGAGACUAUACAUGCGCAUUGCUCCGGAACUAUAUCUCAAGGAAUUGGUUGUUGGCGGCUUAGACCGUGUUUAUGAAAUUGGGAAACAGUUUAGGAAUGAGGGAAUUGACCUGACUCACAAUCCUGAGUUUACGACUUGUGAAUUCUAUAUGGCCUUUGCAGAUUACAACGACCUGAUGAAACUGACUGAAGACAUGCUUAGUGGAAUGGUGAAAGAACUCACAGGUGGCUAUAAAAUUAAAUACCAUGCCAAUGGGGCCGACCACGAUCCAAUUGAGAUCGACUUCACUCCUCCAUUCAGACGGAUUGAUAUGAUUGACGAAUUGGAGAAGAUUGCAAAUCUUAGUAUACCUAAGGAUCUAUCGAGUCAGGAAACCAAUAAAUAUCUGGUGGAUGCAUGUUCGAAAUUCGAUAUCAAAUGCCCACCUCCUCAAACAACUGCUAGAUUGUUAGAUAAACUCGUUGGACACUUUCUCGAGGAUACGUGUACGAAUCCUGCCUUUAUCAUCAAUCAUCCGGAGAUAAUGAGUCCGCUGGCCAAGUGGCAUAGAUCGAAACCGGGCUUGACUGAACGAUUCGAGUUGUUCAUCAACAAGCACGAACUUUGCAAUGCCUACACAGAGUUAAAUGAUCCUGUCGUGCAACGACAACGGUUUGCUGACCAACUCAAGGAUCGGCAAUCUGGCGAUGACGAAGCAAUGGCCUUAGAUGAAACAUUCUGCACAGCGCUGGAGUAUGGAUUGCCUCCAACGGGAGGUUGGGGACUGGGCAUUGAUCGGCUCGCAAUGUUGCUGACCGAUUCACAGAACAUAAAGGAAGUUCUUCUCUUCCCUGCAAUGAAACCUCAAGAAGAACCCUCGAACAAAGAAAGCAACAAAAAGGGUCACGACGAACCUCCCUCCAAAGCUGCAGCUUGAAAAAAGACCCGCCAAUCGAGGCCGGGCGAUAAAUUGUGUGUCACUUUACCUCUUCCCAGUUCCCUACAUUUGCUUACAAUUUUUUUGCCAGUGUUCAUUCAUCCAUACACGAGUAGCAAUUUUUGGAUUCCUAAAGUCAUAUAAGAAUAGUUUGUGUUUCAAUAUAAAAUAUCAUCUCCUGUCAAUAUAUAUACAUACAUCAAGGAGAUGACAAAAGACAGACUGUAUGGCUGUAUAUGGGCAUGCAUUAGUUAUUGAUCCGGUCAAAUCAGUACUAUAUAUUUAUACAUAUUUUAGCAUACAUAUAAUAUAAAAUAUAUUAUAUUAUAUUUCAACAUAUGCUAUCUUAUUAUAAUACAACAUAUGCAUAAAUAUAUAUUGAUCUCCUUUAUAUCAGAUGUUGAUCGAAUCAAAUCAGCACUAUGCUGAUUUGAUCGGAUCAGCACAAAAUUUGCAGCCAGGUGUAUAGAUACAUAACAUAUAUAUACAUAUAUAUAUAUAUACGUAUAUCUAUUUGUCAGGAAGCAAAAUAGGAAGAUCUCUUCAGCAAACUGAACUAGAUGCAGUGGAGCUGCUUAACCACACAUCAGUUACAGCAUUAGGUGAUGACUGAAACUUCUUAUUCUUCAGCAAUACACAGUCAUCUGUUUCAGGUGAAGCACUGUUCAUCCUGCCGACAUCCGAAGAACCGUCGUCUCGGCGGUGUUGUUCCUUCUGGAAGCCGCAGGACAGGUCCUCGCCCCGAAUCUCCUUUAGAGUGUUCGAAACCUCAUCCAUCGACGGCCGAAGAUCCUUUUCCUGCUGCAGACACUGAAAAGCCAACUCGGCUACCGAAACAGCCAUUCUCGUAAUCUCAGCAUCCGAGUUGUACCCGAGGGAAGCGUCGAUGAUGGCGUCGAACGCGCGCAUUUGAAUCUUGUUCACAGCCAGGUUCGCCAGGUUGAUCUCGUGCCGAUCUCUGCUAAUAUCGACGGCCGGCAUCGACGACAGGAGCUCCAUCAGGACGACACCAAAGCUGUAAACGUCGCUCUUGUCGGUCAGCUGGUAGCACUGGUAAUACUCGGGGUCGACGUAACCGGGAGUACCCUGCGGAGCCGUCGAUAUGUGGGUCACAUCAGUCGGGAACAGCCUCGACAACCCGAAAUCGGCGACCUUUACACAGUAGUUGCUGUCGAGUAAUAUGUUGUCCGUUUUUACGUCGCGGUGGACAAUGUCUGAUUUGUGUAGGUACGCCAACGCAUCGGCAGUUUCGAUCGCGACCUUCAUCCGAACGGCCCAUGUCAAGGAUGUCUUCGUCUUGGUCCCGUCGCCGUGGAGAUGAUCUGCGACCGUUCCGUUGGGGAUGUACUCGUAGACAAGGAGGAGUUCUUUGCUUCUCGUCGAAGUGCAGCCGUAUAACGACACCAGAUUCCGGUGCCUCAAGGAGAUGCAUGCCGGUGAAGGGUGGGUUCUUACCGUAAUACACGGUUCCGAAGCCUCCGUCGCCGAGCUCGUUGGACGGGUUGAAGUUAUCGGUGGCGAUUUUGAGGUCGGCGUAGGAGAAAACCGGGAUACCGAAGUAGGUGCCCCCUCCUUCGAGGUCGGGUUUCGAUAUGUUUCUUGAGAGAAGAUAUGAUCUCUUGAUCCUAUCCUUGUGUUGCCAGAUUAUCACGGAGAUCAGCAGGAAUACGAGGAGGAGGACGACGCAUCCCACGCUAGCUGCCAACCGACGAAUUAAAUCGAAUCAAAAUCACAACAAAUUGUUAAACAGAGGCCUAACACAAUAUCAUCAAGAGCAAUCACAAUCAAUCUAAACACAGGUAAGCCAAGUAAGAUAAAAUUCAUUGAAGAUUUUAAGAACAAGAUAUUACUUCGUUUGCAGCUCCUAGAAUGCGGCCUGUCGGGACAGAAGCACUUGAAGAGGAAAGUAGUCUCGUUGAAUCCACAACGGCCACCGCUGCUUUCGCAAUCGCUGCAAUCACUAGCCAUCCAGUUCAUCACAAAACCCCCGCCCAAAACACUUUGAAGAUCUCGAAGAUUGGCUAUGGCACCUGAGACAUUCACUGGUCUCUCCACCUUAACCGUUACCGUCUUGUUGCAACUUCUACUUGCAAUUGAAGAAUCUCCAUUCUCUUCAAACAAUGGCAGAACAGUACUAUUCUCUGUAUCAUUUGAUCCACAAAAAAGCCUGCGGUUCGAAAGAUUUUCAGGCAAUGAAUCACUGCAAUUGUAGAAUAAAUGGAGCUUCGUCACAUUUGGUGCAUAAUCAAACCCCUUGGGGAGACUCGUGUUCUUCAAUCCUGAAUAACAUCCAUUUGCUUCGUAAUUCGGCAGAGAUAAAGGAUAAACUCGAAGAGAUCGAGUGUGAUAAGAAA